Babesia bigemina is the source of this 3984-nucleotide messenger RNA. Its product is annotated as phospholipid-translocating P-type ATPase, flippase family protein, putative. The record is from RefSeq and is a predicted model, not a curated record. The transcript has a single exon. Lineage: Eukaryota; Apicomplexa; Aconoidasida; Piroplasmida; Babesiidae. Gene Ontology annotation, cellular component: plasma membrane. Bases 1 to 3984 code for a protein of 1327 amino acids. Gene Ontology annotation, biological process: phospholipid translocation. Gene Ontology annotation, molecular function: ATP binding; magnesium ion binding; ATPase-coupled intramembrane lipid carrier activity.
AUGUGGCCAUGGCUAAGCCGGCUAUUUGGCAGACAGGAAUCCGAGCCGUACGAAGGCAAGGUGUACCUGGUGACCAACUACUCGGAGCACCGCGGCACGGUGUACGAGCCGUUCUACGUGCCAGUGCAGGAUUCUUUCCUCAGCAGGCACUGGACUCGGCUGCUGGACUUUUUCGAAAGGUGUUUCCGCCGGAAGGAUCACGAUUCGACCGUGUCUACCGAGGCUGCCGCGGAUGAGGCCAACCGCCUGGCCUUCCUCCGCGGCUCGCGGCGGUCGAACUUCAUCAGAACGACCAAGUACUCGUUGCUGUCGUUCCUUCCCCGCGUGCUGCUGUUCCAGAUGACCCGGCUGGGCAACCUGAUAUUCCUGGGCGUGUCGUUUCUGCAACUGAUCAAGGAGGUGUCGGACUCCAACGGGCUCCCCACAUACCUGAUCCCCGUGGUGUUCGUCGUGGCCGUUUGCGUGGCGCGCGAGCUGGCGUCGGACCUGGCGCGGUGGCGGAACGACCGAGAGGAGAACGGGCGCACCGUCCACGUCUUCCGCGGCGGCAAGCUGCUGAAGAUGAAGCAGCAGGACAUCUGCGUCGGCGACAUCGUAAAGGUACAUGCAUACGAGUACUUCCCGUCCGACCUGGUGCUGCUCAACUGCUGCGACGAGCACGGCGUCUGCAACAUCGAGACCAAGAACGCAGACGGCGAGUCGAACGUGAAGUACAAGCACGUGGUCCCCAAGCUGGCCGCGCUGUUCCGCAACGACGAGGAGGCGGCACGCGCCCAGAUAAAAAUCGUGUGCGAGCCACCCUCGGACAACCUGAACUCGUUUUCGGGCAUGGCGUACUACACCAACGACGACGCGGAUGAGUUGCAGGCCAGCCGCUUGAAGCUUCUGCGCAGCAUGCCCUCCCUGCGCGGGGACCCCGCCGAGAGCCUCCCGGAGAUCGGCACCACAAUCCACAAGGUGCAGCUGCAUUUCGACCAGCUGCUGCUCCGAGGGACGUCCAUGGUGAACACGCAGUGGGCGUAUUGCGUCGCCGUGUACGUCGGGCACCAGACCCGUUUGCUGAAGGGCUCCAUCGGCAGCUCCAGGCGCAAGAACUCCAAGCUCGAGGGCGUCUACCAGCGCAACAUGUUCACUGUGAUGAUCAUCAUGUUCGGGUGCGUGCUGAUCUCGGCCCUGAUGGGCGUCUACUGGCAGCUGACGAUGUCCGCCGACCACGACUACCUCCACGUGUCCGCCAACUCCUCCGCCUGGCGCACGUUUCUGGUCACCUGCGGCAGCAUGAUGCUGCUGCUGGCCGCCAUGAUCCCGGUGGACCUGAUAAUUCUGUGGGAGGUGGUCCGCAUGGCCGAGUCGUGGCAGAUCCGCUGGAACCCGGAGAUGGUCUCCGACGGCAAGCGUGCGGAGUCGCGCAGCGACCAGCUGAUCGAAGACCUGGCCCACGUCACGCACAUAUACACGGACAAGACGGGCACUUUGACGCAGAACGUGAUGACCCUGAAGGCGCUGGGGUUCGGCGCUGUGGGCAACGUGUCGACGCCCCGGUGUGGGGAGCAAUUCUGGAGCAUGUACAACCGCCAGGACCCUGAGAUACGCAAGAUGCUGCGCGAAUUCGUGCUGGUUGGCAGCUUGUGCCAUAGCGUGGUCAUACGCAAGGUGAACGGCGAGGAAAUCAAGCGCCGCCCUGAGCGCGUGCUGAAGACCGUGGAUGGCGCGACCAGGUUGGUCGCGAUCGACAACGUGCCCGUGGAGUACGACGCGGCUUCACCCGACGAGCUAGCGCUUCUCAACGGCAUAGCGGAGCUCGGGUGCGUAUUUACGAACCGCCGGACGGUGACUGAGAUAGACAUCUCCCUGGUAACGCCAGAGGCCCAGAAGCUGAUGUUGAGCACGGAGGACUACGAGCUCUGGCUCUCGUCGAAGGAGGAUGGCUACGUGCCGGCGCUGCGGUUCACGAUCCUCGACGCCGUUGCGUUCGAUUCCAGUCGCAAGUGCAUGAGCGUCGUGGUGCAGGGCGGCGACGGCCGCAUCCUCACGCUGUGCAAGGGCGCUGACAGCGCGUUGCUGUCGCUGCUGCGCAGCACCCAGCACAUCAAGGUCUCCGACAUACAGGAACAGUUGCACGACUUUGCAACUGUCGGCCUCCGGACGUUGGUGUUUGCCGUCCGUGAGCUGAGCGCCCCGGAGUACCAGGCCUGGCACGAAUCCUACGCCACGGCGCUGCUGGCCGGCGAGAGCCGCGAUGACGCGGUGGCCAACGUGGUGGCGGACAUGGAGCGUGAUAUGAAGCUGGUGGGCUGCUCAGGCAUCGAGGACCUGCUGCAGGAGGACGUGGGCGACGUGAUCCGCGACCUGAAGGAGGCCGGCAUCCUGAUUUGGGUCCUGACUGGCGACAAGCUGGAGACUGCGCUGAGCAUCGGCCGCUCCACCAACAUCGUGGACGACGACACGUGCAACGCCGUCUUGAGCGACCCCGACCCUCACGUGGUUUCUAGUGAAAUUGCUAUGCAUAUCUUAAACUGCGUGGGCCCGUCAAGGAUGGGCAGCAAAUCGGAGUUGCCGGUGGUGCGCUCCGUGUUCUGCAACAUCUGCGCAGUGGAAGUGCCGGAACCGCAGCAGCGCAGACGCCGCAGCUCGGCCCCGGAGUUCUCGAAGUUCUGCGUGACCGUUACCGGCGAGGUCCUGCAGACCGUGUACGCCGACGAGGAGCUCAAGGCGCAGUUCUUCCGGCUGGCGCAGCUCGCCGGAGUCGUCAUCGCGUGCCGCAUGACCCACAAGCAGAAGUUCCUGCUGACCCGCGACAACUCCAAGCUCAACGCGUACGGCACGUCGCUUGCCAUUGGCGACGGCGCGAACGACGUCGACAUGAUCCUCGCGGCGGACGUCGGCGUGGGAAUAGACGGCCGAGAGGGCCACCAGGCGUGCCGCUCGGCCGAUUUCACGAUAGCGCAGUUCCGGUUUCUGCGCCAGCUGCUGUUUGUGCACGGCCGCGAGGCCCUGCGCAAGAACAAGUUCCUGCUCUACUUUUGCAUAUUCCGCAACUUCAGCUUCAGCUUUGUGAACGUGAUCUACAACUUCCAGACCGGAUUCAGCGGCGUGAGCGUGUUCAACACAUGGAGCAAGCAGGUCAUCAAUCUGUUCUUCACGUCGUUCCCGCUGAUGUUCUACGUGAUACUGGACCGGGAGGUGCCGCACACCCUGCUGACGCGCUACCCCAUUCUCUACAACACGUGGAGCACGAAGCCCGUGAACCAGCUGGUGCGCUACCUGCUGCGCAGCCUGGGGUCAAACUGGCUGUCCAAGCGCUGGCACCGCCGCCUGGAGCACCGCCGCGGAGUGUACGACCCGGUGACGUUCUGGAGCUACCUGCUGGCCGCCCUGUGGCUGUCGGUGUUCGAGGUGCUGAUCAUCCUGAGCUUCACCGACACCACCGACGUCAACUGCAGGGACGGCUCCCCGCUGAACCUAGGCUUCAGCCUGUUCUCGCAGGCGAUGUACGUGCACCACGUGCUGGCCGUGAACGGGAUCGUGUGCCUCGUUUCGAAGAGCUGGUACUGGCUGAACCACUUCUCCGUCUGGGGGGAGACCGCGAUAAUGAUCAUCUGCUGGAUCAUCGUGAGUCUGGUUCCGGCCUUUGCGUUUGUGCCCGAGGCGCACGUGUUCCUGGGCACCUUCGAGACGCUGCACUCGUCGCUGGCCUACUACGGAGCCAUCAUCUUAAGCCUGGUGGUGACGCUGUUCCCGUUUUGGGGCUACCUCUUCUACACCGCCGUGUUCAACCAGUCGCUGGAGAACCGCAUAGCCAUCGCGCUGAAGCGCGGCACCUUCAACGGCAUAUCGUUGUCGCGGCGCAACUCAGUGGCGUACAUCGCUAAUGCGGUCGUGCCGCGUGUAGCUCCACCCUCGGGGUUCGCGUUCGCCAUCGACCAGGGCGACGCGCUGAUGGCCCUGAUCCAGCGCACGAUCCACAAGAUCUUUAUGAACUGA